GGAUAUUAUGUGAUACAAGGGUUUUCUGUACCCGACCCACUUCCGUUUUUGAUCCAUCCUAGGUUGUCCUUGAUUGCGGCUAAACCCUGAAGCUUGUUUCAGAGAGAGAGAGAGGAUUCAUGGAAGAAUCAACAAUAACGCAGCGCCAAACUAUCCAUGUCAAGAAGAAGGCUUUAAGGAACAAAUCUUUGGGCAUCUCUUUCGACGAGAAAGAUCUCAAAGACUACGUUACUGGCUUUCACAAACGCAAGAAGAAGAGAAGAAAGGAAGCCAAUAAGCAACAAGAAGAAGCUCGAAGGAGAAAACGCAACGAGGGUCGCUUAAAGAGAAAGUUGGAAAGAGACCUUACUUAUGGAAUUGUUCCACCAAAUGCUGACGCUGAAACUGGUGAAAUUGAUCCGAACGAAGAUGAUGUUACUGAACAAGUUGAAUCUCAAUCUAUUGCUGCAACAAAGACAUACGAAAACGAUGAUUUGAAAGUCACUGUCGUAACAAAAGAGAUCAACCCCGAAGAAGAAAGUUCCCCUACCGAAAGGAAGGAGGCAGCGCCGGCAUUGUCCCCCCAUCCUGUUGUAGCUGAUAAAAAGAAAUCGAAAUCGGUACCUAUAAAUAACAAGAAGCCAUUUAAAAAGGUUGCGAAACACAAGUCACGGCCAAAGCAAAUAUGUAAGAGAGAUAAAAGGAAAGGAAAGAAGCCGGGAAGGAAGUGAUUGUACCUUGGCAUCUUGCAUCUUCUGAACAUUACCAAAUCUGCCAUGAACUCGAUCAUUUGUGGAAGUACUUAUUGAGUUCAGUAACUCAGCUACUAACUUAUAAAUCGGUAAUCGUACCGUGUUGUAUACAUUAAAUACAUGCAGAUGUUUGGUAUUCUAGUUAUGCAUUUUUCUUCUUUUUGAAAUUUCAGCUUCUGUCAAACUUGUUUAUUCUUUUUAGCAACUAUAAUUCAUCGAUA
This is a messenger RNA of Lathyrus oleraceus (garden pea), 952 nucleotides long. RefSeq names its product ribosomal RNA-processing protein 17. The record is from RefSeq and is a predicted model, not a curated record. Gene Ontology annotation, molecular function: rRNA binding. The transcript has 3 exons. Gene Ontology annotation, cellular component: nucleolus. Lineage: Eukaryota; Viridiplantae; Streptophyta; Magnoliopsida; Fabales; Fabaceae. The coding region runs from base 120 to 710 and encodes 196 amino acids.